Bradysia coprophila is the source of this 1195-nucleotide messenger RNA. RefSeq lists its product as uncharacterized. Gene Ontology annotation, biological process: mRNA splicing, via spliceosome. The record is from RefSeq and is a predicted model, not a curated record. Gene Ontology annotation, cellular component: precatalytic spliceosome; nucleus. Lineage: Eukaryota; Metazoa; Arthropoda; Insecta; Diptera; Sciaridae. Gene Ontology annotation, molecular function: RNA binding; protein binding; zinc ion binding.
GAUUACAUGUCAUUUCAUUUCGUUUCUCUUGUUUUGCUAAUUAUUAUUUACGUUUUAUCAUCAUUGAAAUUGUGUGCUUGCUUUGGAAUCCUGAAUCAAAUAGAAAGAAAAUGGCCGACUACUGGGUGUCGAAUGAUCGCAAAUUUUGCGAUUUCUGCAAAUGUUGGAUAGCUGAUAAUAAGCCGAGCAUAUCUUUUCAUGAGGGAGGCAAGCGUCACAAGGCUAAUGUGGCUAAGCGUAUUUCGGAGCUUGGAAAACAAAGUGUCAAAGAUGAAAGAGCUAAACAGAAGGUUGACCAGCAGAUUCGUCAAAUGGAAGACGCUGCAAUGAGAGCGUACGCUUCUGAUAUAAGCCGCGGCGCUGAUAUGACAUCGCAGGCCAUAAGAGCAUUUACAGCUCUACAGGAGUCUGCUGCUGAGACUACAGUUAAAACUCACAGUCAAACACCAGGCCCGUCAUCAUUGCCAACUAGAGCAAUUGAUCCUUUAAUGCCACCGAUCGAUGUUCUGGAAGAAGAAGAACAGGAGAAGAGAGAACGUAUGAAGAAAAGGGGAGACACAUGGGAAAAUGAAGCGGAACCUGUACAAUCUAUGUGGUGUGAGGCGAAAAGUGACGAAGGUCACACAUAUUACUGGAACGUAAAGAGUGGAGAUACAACAUGGAACGUGCCUAAGGAAGGUUAUAUGACACUGGAGGAGUACAAUCGCCUUAAUACAUUGGCAGAAGCUCAACAACAACUGAAAUUGCACAAGGAGUCAAUGUUUAUGAGGGGAAAUGCAGAUGAAAUUGUUGCCAAAUUUCACCGAGAAAAACUCAAGGAACGUCGUGCGAAACCGACACCAACCGAAAUCGCUAAAGUUGAAGAAGAGAAGGAACAGUACAAAACAUAUGAAGACCCCGACUGGUCAGCAAAACCAUUAGGCGCAUGGACGACUGUAAGUCAAACAGAACCGAAGCCCGUAGAUUUGCAAUUGCCGGAGCCGACACACAAUUACGUCUAUGUACCGGCUGCUCACGUUCAACCGGAGGCACCGAUUCGGAAAUUCAAAGAGAAAACAAUCAGCUCACUUCCAGUCGAUGACGAAACAGCGGACACGCCAAACACAUUUAAGAAACGAAAGACAGCAAUCAAACGUAAUGUUCGACAGAGAAUUGAUGAUGAAUAAAAUGGAAAAUUUACAAAGAAGAAACAGAA